CUUUUGUUGAGGGCUGCAGGCCGAACCAAUGUUCUUCCGAACUUGUCCCAGUCACAGAGUCUUUCUAGCAGCCUGGGAGGGGAUCGUUCCCAAGCUCACGUUUUACAAUGUGAAGUCGAAAUAGAACAGGGUUCGUACUUCAUAUGUACUAGUGUACAACGCCGAUAAUCGAGGUGCAGACAACGGCUAAGUUCGUUACCUGAGCUGAGAAUGAAGCGAUUCUUCAAACCAGUUGAGAAGGAUGGGUCGUUUAAGAAGCCUGCUCUUUCUCCUUCUCCAACGACUGCAGUAACAAGGGAACAAAAAGAUGAGAAGGACGGAGAAAAAGCAGACGAGAGGAAAGAACCUUUGAAGUUCUUGACAUGGAAUGCUAACAGCUUGCUUCUUCGCGUUAAGAAUAACUGGUCCGAGUUCAAGAAGUUCGUCGAAACCAUCGAUCCUGACGUCAUUGCACUACAGGAAGUAAGAAUGCCUGCAUCUGGCUCCAAGGGUGCACCCAAAAAUCCAGCAGAGCUGAAAGAUGAUACAAGCUCUUCACGUGAGGAAAAACAAAUAUUAAUGCGUGCAAUUUCAAAUGCACCCUUUGGGAACUAUCGUGUUUGGUGGUCUCUUGCAGACUCAAAGUAUGCAGGCACUGUUUUAUUUGUAAAGAAGUGCUUUAAACCAAAAAAUAUCUUCUUUUCUCUUGACCGAACAGUUUCAAAGCAUGAACCAGAUGGCCGGGUUAUCUUGGCUGAAUUUGAAUCUUUCCGCUUACUGAAUACAUAUGCACCAAAUAAUGGUUGGAAAGAGGAAGAGACCUCAUUUCAGAGGAGAAGAAAAUGGGAUAAAAGAAUGUUAGAGUUUGUUCUGCAAUCUUCAGAUAAGCCGUUAAUUUGGUGUGGAGACCUGAAUGUUAGCCAUCAAGAGAUUGAUGUGAGUCAUCCAGAUUUCUUCAGCAACGCAAAGCAAAAUGGUUAUGUUCCUCCAAACAAAGAGGACUCUGGGCAGCCUGGAUUUACCUUGGCAGAAAGGAGGCGUUUUGGAAACAUACUAUCAGAGGGAAAGCUGGUAGAUGCAUAUAGAUUCCUACACAAGGAAAAAGAUAUGGAGCGAGGGUUCUCGUGGUCCGGAAAUCCUGUUGGAAAGUACCGAGGGAAAAGGAUGAGGAUAGACUACUUUAUAGUUUCUGAGAAACUCAAAGAUAGGAUUGUUUCAUGUGAGAUGCAUGGACAAGGCAUUGAAUUGCAAGGAUUCUAUGGGAGUGAUCAUUGCCCUGUUUCUCUUGAGCUUGCGCCAAGUAUUGAUUCAAACAAAUGCUAAUUUUACUCAAGCCUUUCCGUGGCAUUUGAAGCUGCCAUGCCCCUAUGUUAUAUGGCUGCAGAUCAUUUUCUCAUGGAUUACUAAAGAAUUGUCAUACUAUGAUAGGGGCCUUGUUAAAUCAAAAUGAUUGUUUAUUUUCUUAAUCAUCCCCAAAGAUGUAUAUGCCUUUUGUUUAAUUGCAGGUGUACUGAAAUGGCAUUGUGAAAUAACUGCAAAUUAUAAACACGAACUGACACAAAAGCAAAACCUGUUUGUAUUCGGGGUCUAAUCCAAUAGGUUAUAAGUUGGUUUUAUCA
Nelumbo nucifera (sacred lotus) is the source of this 1598-nucleotide messenger RNA. Its product is annotated as DNAse I-like superfamily protein. Gene Ontology annotation, biological process: base-excision repair. Lineage: Eukaryota; Viridiplantae; Streptophyta; Magnoliopsida; Proteales; Nelumbonaceae. Gene Ontology annotation, cellular component: nucleus. The record is from RefSeq and is a predicted model, not a curated record. Gene Ontology annotation, molecular function: DNA-(apurinic or apyrimidinic site) endonuclease activity; phosphoric diester hydrolase activity; double-stranded DNA 3'-5' DNA exonuclease activity.